AUGAUUGAUUUUAAUCCUCGUGAUAGAGUUAAUAAAAUGGUUGAUGCAAUUUAAUCAGAAGCGGAAGAAAAAGCUGAAAAUAUAUUAAAACUUGCAAAUGAGCAAUUUAAAAUUCAAAAAAACAAUUUAGUAAAUAGUGAAAAGGAUAAAAUAAUUGAGGAGUACAAGAGAAAACUUGAAAACUUUUCUGUUCAAAAACGCAUAGAAAGAUCAUCUAAAGUGAAUGAGCAUAGACUUUCUAAAAUGUAAUUGCGUUUUAGCUUAAUUGAAAAAAUAAGAGACUCAUUAAAAGAAUAAUUAAUUAGAACUUUAGAUGAUUCUAAUAAGUACAAAUUGUUUUUCAAAUCUUUAAUAGUCUAAUCAAUGAUUAAAUUAAUGGAACAUAAGGUUGAACUUAAAGUAAUGAAAAAAGACUUAAAUUUAGCAAGAUAAGUUAAGAAUGAAUGUGAAUAAGAAUUUAAAGAAGUUGUAAGAAAAGAAUGUAAUUUAGAUUUCCCCUGUGUUAUUAUAAUUAACGAUUAUCACCUUUUAGAAGCAGAAAUACCUGAUAUAAUUGGUGGCAUUGUUUUAACAUGUGAUGAAGGUAAAAUUAAAGUAGUGAAUACUAUAGAUACUAGAGUUUUACUAGCUUUCUAAUAAUUUUUACCUGAUAUUAGAUAAGGAUUAUUUCCAAAUAUGCAUUGAGAAAUUUUAUUAUCAUUUAAUAAAUUAUAUAUAGAUAUUCAAAGAAAUAUAUAUGGUAUAAUUUAUUUUUAAUAAACUUUAAG
Messenger RNA from Ichthyophthirius multifiliis, 767 nucleotides. Its product is annotated as vacuolar ATP synthase subunit, putative. Gene Ontology annotation, cellular component: proton-transporting two-sector ATPase complex, catalytic domain. Gene Ontology annotation, biological process: proton transmembrane transport. Gene Ontology annotation, molecular function: proton-transporting ATPase activity, rotational mechanism. The record is from RefSeq and is a predicted model, not a curated record. The transcript has 4 exons. Lineage: Eukaryota; Ciliophora; Oligohymenophorea; Hymenostomatida.